CCUUACACAGUGUAAAGAGAAAGAAAGUGAGGGAGGUAUGGUGUGUUAGGAGAAAGAGAACAGGGAAAAAGAUACAUUUUUAUAUAAAGGAAUGUUGGAAAAGGAAGCUUAUUUGUAUGAUUUUUAGGAAUGUGUUGAGGUUUAUGGAUCGUAGAAGAUGAAACAAUAGACUAGUUUAACUAGUGCUAUAUGAACAAAAGCUGAAGAAAAAUAUAGAAAGAGAGGGGUUGUGGUGAAAAGCUGUAACAGCUGUUAGACACUGACAGUGAGGGAAUUGUACACACAAGCGUUAGCCUAGCUCAGAGGAGUCUUCUGUUUACAAUGGGAAAGUCAGCCUCCAAGCUUUUUUCUGAGGAUGUAUUAAAAACUCAUAAUGAGUACAGAAGAAAGCAUCAGGCACCAUCAUUAAAACUCAGCAAUAAACUGAGCCGUGAGGCAGCAAGAUAUGCGGAGAGCCUGGCCAGCACCAGAAUUCUGAAGCACAGCGUUGAGUCAAGUCGAGGAAACUGUGGAGAAAAUUUAGCUUGGGCAUCUUAUGAUCAAACGGGUAAAGAUGUGUCUGAUCGGUGGUAUAAUGAAGUGAAUCAGUAUAACUUUAACCAGGCGGGAUUUUCAUCUGCAACUGGUCAUUUCACUGCAAUGGUGUGGAAGGGUUCAAAGAAACUUGGCGUGGGCAAAGCUGUGGCAACAGAUGGCUCGACCUUUGUGGUGGCACGUUAUUUCCCCGCCGGCAACAUCACCAAUCAGGGCCACUUCCAGGCCAAUGUCUUACCCCCUAAAAGCUGAUCCAAAUGUAGCUGGAUACUAAUUUUUCUUUCCCAAAAUUGGAUUGAACGUUACCUGGAGGGUCAAAUACUAUCCAACGCAGUUGAUUGCAUGAGAAAAGGUUUGGUGGGUUUGGAUACACAGGACUUGAAUAAGAAUUUAACUUCAGAGACCUUUAAUAACUUGAAAACAAAUGCUAAUAUUAGUGCUAGUUCCAAAAUAUUUUCAUAGCCUAUGGACCCGAGAGUCAGGUCCAGUAAUAAACUCAGUAAUGCUAUAACCAGUGUAUGUAUUAACAUUUCAAUGCAACUCACAGGAGAAUGUGUAGAUUAAAACAGUAUUAAAGCAUGAAUCCAAUUAUUUGUUACAGAAUUAGUGGGAUUCAAUAAUGGUCAUUACUUUAUCCAUUUACUCAUAAUUUCUCAAACAUGUAUGAAUUUAUUUUAAUGAAUUUAUUUGUGCUCAUGUAUUUUUAUAUUGAUAUGAAUUAAAAUGCCAACUGUCAAAACGCUCUAACAAAUGUCCUGUUUUCUUCAGAAGUCAAAUUAUAGGAAUAGGUCACCCAACCAUAAAAAUUCUC
This is a messenger RNA of Triplophysa dalaica, 1345 nucleotides long. RefSeq names its product GLI pathogenesis-related 2, like (gene glipr2l). Gene Ontology annotation, cellular component: extracellular region. The transcript is spliced from 5 exons. The coding region runs from base 322 to 786 and encodes 154 amino acids. NCBI's taxonomy places the organism in Eukaryota, Metazoa, Chordata, Actinopteri, Cypriniformes, Nemacheilidae. The record is from RefSeq and is a predicted model, not a curated record.